AUGUUUCCACCGGGAUUAUUUUACAUUUUAUCUCGUAAACAUGGCUUUGCACUCGAUGUUUACGAUGGACAAACAAAGGAGGGCGCCAAUAUAAUUGUUUGGCCGCAAAAAUUCCAAGAUAGUGAUAACCAAUUGUGGACCUUUGACAAUGGACGCCUUAUUAAUAAGAAAUCUGGUCUUGUCUUGGACAUUUCCUCAAGCGCAUUCAAAAAAGAUAAAACAAUUGUUCAGAAAGAACGUAAAGCCAACAAACAAUCUCAAGAAUGGAUUUACGAUCAAGGAUUUAUAUGUUCCAAAGAAUAUCCCAGUCUUGUCCUUGACAUUAGAGGAGAUAGUAACAAAGGCGGAGCACAGGUCUUACUGUACAAGCGUAAAGAUACUGAUAAUUUGAACCAGCUUUGGCAGCUGGAAUCCUAUCAAAAGAUUGAAGGGGCACUGAACAUGGCAACAACCAGUGUGCCAUUACAUAAAAAGGAAGGGUUUGGUCAGCCUAGACCAGGUUAUGGUGCUGAGCCUGGUGUUCCUCCUGAAUUAAAUAAAGUGCCUGAAAAUAAUAAGAUCGCUGGUAUUGGUAAUACUAAUGCAGCCACACCAACAACAAAUAAAGUGGAUGAAUCGCGAACUGAUCCUUCUUUGGCGCAAUAUGGAUCUUUCUACGGAGGAACUAGUACUGCAAAUCCUGCUCCUCAAGCUGGACCAACUGCUUCUACUGGCUAUCCACCUCAGCAUAUGCCUUCAACCAAUGAUUAUCCUCCUCCUCCUCAACCAGGACCAACUCCAUCAUCCCCCUAUCCACAAUCACCAAAUUUACCGUCCAAUUAUCAACAGCCUCAGCAUUCGAAUAACCUGCCCGCCUUUCCCCAGCCAUCUAGUUAUCCUCCUGCUCCUUCCUCUCCUUCAGGCUAUAAUGCAGGCUAUCCUGGCCCUGGUGGUCCAUCUUUCCCAAAUCCAGGAUUCCCCCAAGGCCCUUCUGGAGCCUCAGGAUUUCCAGAACCAGGUAAUAUGGGUGUUCCCAGCAGUGGCAUGGGCAUGCCUGCACCUGGUAACCAACAUCAAGGUUAUCCUCCACCACCUGUACCAGACAGGCCUUCCAAUCAACAUGCCCAAUAUGGAUAUCCCUCUUAUCCUCAAUAA
Messenger RNA from Mycotypha africana, 1134 nucleotides. RefSeq names its product ricin B lectin domain-containing protein. The record is from RefSeq and is a predicted model, not a curated record. Lineage: Eukaryota; Fungi; Mucoromycota; Mucoromycetes; Mucorales; Mycotyphaceae. The transcript is spliced from 7 exons. The coding region runs from base 1 to 1134 and encodes 377 amino acids.